AUGGAGAGAGGAAACCACACAAGCACCUCUGAGUUCAUCCUCCUGGGGCUUGCCAGCCAGCCUGAGAGGCAGAAGCUGAUCUUUGGGCUCUUCCUGGUCAUGUACCUGAUUGGGGCAGCAGGGAACUUUCUCAUCAUCCUGGCCAUUGGCUCAGACUCCCACCUCCACACCCCUAUGUACUUCUUCGUCAGCAGCCUCUCCCUGGUGGAUUUCUGCUUCAUCUCCACCACAGUCCCCAAGAUGCUUGUGAACAUCCACAUGCAGACUCAAUCCAUUUCCUAUGGUGGCUGCCUAACCCAGAUCUACUUCUGCAUAUUGCUUGCCAACAUGGACAACUUCCUCCUGACAGCAAUGGCUUAUGACCGUUUUGUGGCCAUCUGUCACCCCCUGCACUACUCCACUAUGAUGGGUUUACAAAUCUGUGCCCUCAUGCUAGGGAGCUCCUGGCUCAUUGCCAACUCUCACUCCCUACUACACACCCUCCUCGUGGCUCGGCUAGAGUUCUGUGCCAGCAACAGCAUCCCUUACUUCUUUUGUGACAUUGUCCCCCUGCUCCAGCUCUCCUGUUCCAACACCCAACUCAAUCAGCUCAUGAUUCUGCUGGUGGGGGGCUUGAUUGUCCUCAUCCCCUUUCUUGGAAUUCUUGUCUCCUACAUCCACAUUGUAUCUGCUGUGCUUAAGGUUCCAUCUGCCUUGGGCAAGCAAAAGGCCUUUUCCACCUGUGGUUCCCAUCUCACUGUAGUCAUUCUCUUCUAUGGGACCAUCAUAGGAGUCUACCUGAAUCCCUCAUCUUCCCAUUCAGCAGACAAGGAUUCGCUGGCUUCAGUGAUGUAUAUGGUGGUCACCCCCAUGCUGAACCCCUUUGUCUACUGCCUGAGAAACAAGGAUAUGAAGAGAGCUCUAAGGAAAUUAUUCAGUGCGAAGGCUUUAUCUUGUGGACUGUGA
Molecule: messenger RNA, 945 nt
Organism: Pteronotus mesoamericanus
Lineage: Eukaryota; Metazoa; Chordata; Mammalia; Chiroptera; Mormoopidae
Product: olfactory receptor 1361-like
Exons: 1
Coding region: 1-945 (314 amino acids)
Biological process (GO): G protein-coupled receptor signaling pathway
Cellular component (GO): plasma membrane
Molecular function (GO): olfactory receptor activity; G protein-coupled receptor activity
Source: RefSeq, a predicted model, not a curated record